UGGCUGGGCGCGCCUGGCCUGGGGUCAGAAAGUCCAGCCCCAGCCUCUGACUAGCUGUGUGACCCCGGGCCAGCCUCCGAACCGCGCUGUGCCUUGGUUUCCUCGUCUGUAAAAUGGGGGACACCCUAAUACUUGCCUCCCUAGCAGUGUGGCCCUGGGUAUUUUCCUUACUUGUGGAAGUAUUAUAACAUAGCAUUCCUUUGUUGUUCUUCCAGAUUCCAUUAAGAAUUACACCAAAUUGAAAAGAUAUGAAUGAACAUCCUAAAAAAAGAAAAAGGAAGACUCUACACCCUUCUCGUUAUUCAGAUUCUACUGGAAUAACCAAAAUUGCAGAUGGGUUCAAUGGAAUUUUCUCUGAUCAUUGUUACAGCGUCUGUUCUAUGAGACAGCCAGAUUUAAAAUAUUUUGAGAACAAAGAUGAAGAUUCUGACACAGAGCCGUCGAAUGACUUGCCUAAAUUCCCAGAAGGGAUUAAAGCAAGGAGCAGAACUCAGAACCACCUGGUUCCCAGUCCUGUGCUCAGGAUUCUCAAUCAUGCUGCCUUCUCCGCAGACAAAUCUGCAGAUAUUGAAAUCUGUGAGGAAUGUGACUCUCCGGAGUCGCUUCGCCAGCAGCCUCGUGAGGAGAGCCCUAUCGAAGUGCGCACAGCUGAAGACGUGCCCAUUGCUGCCGAGGUGCACGCCGUCUCCGAGGACUACGACGUCGAGACCGAAAACUUGUCCUCAGAGAGCCUUCAGGACCAAGUCGACGAGGAGCCCCCUGCUAAGCUGUGCAAAAUUCUGGACAAGAGCCAAGCUUUGAAUGUCACUGCUCAGCAGAAGUGGCCUUUACUGAGAGCGAACAGCAGCGGCCUCUACAAGUGUGAGCUGUGUGAAUUCAACAGCAAGUACUUCUCUGACUUAAAGCAGCAUGUGGUCCUCAAGCACAAGCGCACCGAGGCCAACGUCUGCAGAGUCUGCAAAGAGUCUUUCUCCACCAACAUGCUUCUGCUCGAGCACGCCAAGCUGCACGAGGAGGAUCCCUACCUGUGCAAAUACUGCGAUUACCGAACCGUGCUCCUGGAGAGCCUGAGCCAGCACAUCGCCGACACCCACUUCAGCGACCACCUGUACUGGUGCGAGCAGUGCGACCUGCAGUUCUCCUCCAGCAGCGAGCUCUACCUGCACUUCCAGGAGCACAGCUGCGAUGAGCAGUACCUGUGCCAGUUCUGUGAGCACGAGACCAACGACCCCGAGGACCUGCACAGCCACGUGGUCAACGAGCACGCCUGCAGGCUGAUGGAGCUGAGCGACAAGGAGAGCGGCGGUGGUGAGCACGGCCACUACAGCCUGCUGGGCAGGAUCACCUUUGACAAGUGCAAGAACUUCUUCGUCUGUCAGGUGUGUGGCUUUCGAAGUCGACUGCAUACAAAUGUCAACAGGCACGUGGCCAUCGAGCACACAAAAAUUUUCCCCCAUGUUUGUGAUGACUGUGGGAAGGGCUUCUCAAGCAUGUUAGAAUACUGCAAACAUUUAAAUUCCCAUUUGUCUGAGGGGAUUUAUUUAUGUCAAUACUGUGAAUAUUCAACAGGACAGAUUGAAGAUCUUAAAACUCAUCUAGAUUUCAGGCAUGCAGCUGACUUACCUCAUAAAUGUAAUGACUGCUUAAUGAGGUUUGGGAAUGAGAGGGAACUUUUAAGUCACCUUACAAUCCAUGAGACAGCUUGAUUGUUUUUUAUCUUAAUUUGCAGAGUCUUGGUGUAAAGUAAUAAAUUCAUCUUUUAUUAGAGAGUCUACAGUUGAUGGUUUUAAUAAUGAUACCGAUGAGGGUUAUAGGCAGCCUUAUUUAUUUAUUUAUUUAUGUUGGCAUUGAGGGUUUUUUCUGGCUUUAGAGUGUAGACUUUUCAGCCUGUGAGGGCAUCUUAAACGUGCUGCUGUCGGUUUUGUCCUCUGAGAUUCUGGGUUGCCGGCCAAUGCCCUGUGCUCUUAGGUAUCAAGGAGAGGCAGGAAAUGGGAAGCUUGGGGUAGAAAGAUAAAUAAGCUAUUAUUAUCCUUUAAUAACUUUAACUGCUCAGACUUUGUGAAAAUACAAAAGUAAACAUAGUUGUUCAGUUAUCAAGCAUUUCUAUUGUAAGAAGUCGUCCAAGUACCUAAGUACAAGAGGGAAAGGCAGGAUAGAGGUAUUCUGCAUGUGCACGCGUAUGUGCACAUGUGCUCACUUCUAUGUGUACUUGUGUGUGUAUAUGUAUGUAUGUACAUACCUGUGUAUAUAAUUAAGCUAUUUCUAGGAUGAGGACCCAGACCUUCUAUUUACUCUCCCCUUCAGCCAUCAUUCCCAAGUCAUUCAGGCAUCCCUUCUAUCUAAAUCUAAAAUUAUAGAAAUGCUCUUAGCUGUGGUGGUAAAAAAUUAUUCUCUUUACUUGGUAGUUUCUUUAAAAAAAAAAAAAAUCACAUCCUUCUGUCCCAUCCCCCAGACUAAAUUAGUUUUGAAAAGCUGGUAUAUGAUAAAGUUUUUUUGUUUUGUUUUUGUUUGGUUGGGGGGUUCAUUUGUUUUGGUCCUGACCUCUAAUUUUAACAGGGUAGAAGAGAGUGUGGAAAAUUUUAAGCAGUACCAAGACAUACGCUAAAACCCUCGAAUAGCGUAAGUGUGACACUACUUGAUGUGAAAUGAAAAAAGUUUCGAAAAAGAUUGCAAAUGUACUUAAUUGGAGCUCGUAAAUAUUUGGCUGAGUGAUGAGUAAACCAAACAAAUGUAUUUCAUGGUCUUCAAGUUCAACAUUGUUGCAUUUCAUACAGCCUAUAGUUUUUCCACACCAUGGUUGGCUCUUGGCUGUCAAAGUCUUUCACAAUCCAACUCCAUUUCUCAUUGGUUUCCACCUUUGUAAUGUGUCUUCUGGUUUCAUCAUAUUUGGUACGCCUAUUUUCCCACCUCCAGUUGCAAAAUCCCAAUAUCCCAGUGGCUUCUUAGGAUCAGGGACAUGGCAUUUCAGAACGUUAGAGUUAAAUCGCUACCUUGGAGAGCACUGAACCAAGCCCGUUCAUGCUGUAUUUCUUAGCCCAAGAAAAGUAAAGUGAUUGACUCAGUCACACAGCAACUAAAUGGCAAGAUCUGGCCCAGAAUCUGGGUUUCUUGCUGUGUUUUCUCAUGUUUUUUGCUCCUCCCACCUAACUUUUCAUUAGUUUUGGUACCUUGGCUUCAUCCAUCUACCAUGCAUGUCCAGCCCAAUGGAACUGAGCUGUAGGGAGCAGAGCUUUAAAAAUGGUCAUGAUAAUUAAUGCUUCAUAUUUUUGCAUAGUGCAUUUUGGUCACAGACUAUGACUGUUGGUUAUCAAGUACUUGACACUGAAUAAGUGAAGAUUAGGUAGGUGAACCCAAUGGAAAAGUCCUAAGAAGUAUGAGUAAAUCUGUAUUACACACUUUCUGAUGAGCCUAGAAUUGAGGUCGACGGUAAACUGCUGACAUAGUCUAAGACGCAUUAGUUGCUUUCAGGUCUAUAGUUUUCAGUUAGUGAAAUUAUUUGGAAAACCAUGCUUCUCUUCAUUUCCCCCCUAAAUGCAGACCUAAUUUUUACUGUGUCACUUAUUCCUUGGCCACGUUUAUAUUCCAGGGGCACGUGGCUGAUCAUGCUUUAUUGAAGUCAAUACAAAAGAAUUCUAACAGGAUUCUUGGCAGCAGAGGAGAGCAAUGUGAUGCCUGCCUAAAGAGAACUUGGCGUAGCGUUCUCACUCUCUCUUUUCCACAGUGAAAUAGUUGGGUUUUUUUGAAGAGACAUUAUUUUUUAAAUUACAAGGGACUUCUCCUCUGCUCUGUGAGUGGAGGAAAAGCCCUUCAUAGGUCAGUUUUUAAGUUAGCCAGGUAGGUUGUCAGGUCUCAGUUCUGACUAUUGUUGAUGACUGAAUCACCAAAUCCUGGUGAGUUUCUUCAUUCUCUGGCUUUUUUCAGAAGAUGCUUUAAUAAUGUAGGUAGUAGAUGACAGGCAUAUCAACAUACUAUUUUUUUAAGCAUCACACAAAAAUAUAAUAGAAAAAAUAGUCUUAUUAAACCACACAUUUCUUCAUUUUAGCAUUCUAUCUUCAGUCAUGUGAUAAAAUAUGAUAAGGGGCUUGAUGUGUCUAUUUUAUAUCAGCCUUCCAUGAGAUUCUCUCUUGGUUACUGAAGAGUUUGCAAAGUAUGUUUCACAUUUGGCUACAACAGUAGCUUCUGGCUACUAUGCAUGCUGAACUGCUACUAUUAAUGAAAAAAGUUUGAUUCACAUACCUCCAAGACUUUGGUGAUAUGUAAAUUAUAUAUCCUUUUUUUUUAAGUAAUAGAAAUAAAAGAUCUUUAGAAAUCAAAAUUAGAUUCUAGACAAAGAAAAGACUGAUCAUGGUCGUAUUUUCUGGUUGUUGCCAAGUUUAACAAUCUAAGAGUAUUUGCUGUGUCAGUAUUUACCUCCAGUUACAUUCCCGCACCCUCUAUGCCCCCUCCCCUGCACUAAAUGUCCAUGUGCAUCCCCAAUAAUUGUCACAUAUGUAGAAAUGAAACUAGACUUAACAGUUUUAAAUUUUCUCACUGUUAGCUCUUAAUUUCAGUUCCAGUGAGUGAAUCUCUUGAGAAUUAUAAGAGUGUGAAUUAUAGGGGUGAAAAUUAAAUACAUUUUCAUAACUUUUGUAUUUUAAAAUUCUGCCUCAUCUUUACUUACAUUUCAUGUAAAAUUUUUUAUAUUACCACAGUUUGCUGUUUGAAAAACUCUUAAUCCAAGAGUAAGAGAACUAAAGAAAGCGCAUCGUGGUAAUUACAGAGCAGAAAUGGCAGCCAAAAAGCUUGUAAAUUUUCUAUUGUGGUGAAUGUAUUUAUUAAACAGGAAAUUUUUAUAUAAAUCCAUAUUUAAAGUAUUUAUACUGUGAUAUUGUCUUGUUAAUAUAAAGUUACAAAAUGAACAUAUGCUCAUAAUACUUAAUGUUUAAAAAAAGUUGAUUUUAUUCUUUUAUUCAUUGAGUCUGGGGGUAUGAUUUUCUUUAUAUCAAUGAUCCUCCAUUGGGUAUAAAAGAAUUUUCUGAAUAGUGAAUUCCAACAUGGAAAUACCAUGAAGUAUUUUUGAUGAUGACAUCCUCUUCUGAAAAAUACUAUUAAUAUAAAAGUAUUGGAAGCCUGAAUAGAAGGAAACAACAAUACUUAUUUUUUUAUUUCCUCUGAAGUAUAAAAAUAGGAAUUAUGAAAAACGAAUAUUUAAAUGUUGUGAUUUUUAAAUUACAGCUUUAAUUGAUGAUUAGAAACUUUGUUAAGUUUGUCUCAGCAUACUAAGAUUGUAUAAUUUUAAAAUAAAAUAUCCUUAACCCCAAAUAAAUCACAGAACCCAAAGCAACCACUGUGAAUUAAAAAAAUAAAUCUUUUGAACAAUGAUUGUUAGCUAAGUGUAUCAGAAUAUAAUCAUCUCAUUUAUAAUUUGAAAAAUAAGCACCAAUGAUUUCUUAAGGGAAUUUUCAACAUAAUAAGCUGUUACAAAGUAAUAAAAAGAGGCAAAUGAUUUCAAGCUGUCAUGGUGUGGGUAGGGCAAUGAACCUGGAGCCAGAAGACUUGAGAGCCUGGCUGUUACUUGUCCCCCUAUGAUUCUGAGCAAUUCAACCUUUUUAAGCCUCAGGUAUCUUUGUAAGAUGAAAGAGAUUAGAUGAUCUGUAAGGCCCCCACCACUUGCCUCUUCCUAUGACCUGAUAAUCUUUGUAAGACUCAAAGAUUCAGAUGAAAAAGACUGUAACCUCAUAUCAUGUAUGAUAAGGUGUAGUAUAAAAGAGCUAGUUGUCUGUUUUCAUGAAUAUCAUUCAGAAUCCGUUGACUCCUAAUCUUCAUCUUACAAACCAGUUGGUAUCAACCAGUAAAAACAAUUUCUGUAAAAUAUUUUUUGCAUUUCUUCCUAUUCUUAGAUUUAGAAUGCUGAUGAGUAGAGUAGCUGGAAUCACCUUGAGCAAACCUGAUUUUGUGAUUGGUCAUUUUAACCAUGUGCUUCACAAAGCCCUUUCUCUAACAGGUGGCCUGGGCCUCCUUAGCCUACUUGUCCAGUCCUCUUUCCAAGGCUUUCCCAUGUACUUUGUUCAGUUUUAUUUAUUCACUACCCUGUUGUCCAUCCCACUCAUUUUACCAGACUAUAACCUACACCUUAAAAUCUUAUGACUUUCAACUCGAGCUCUCUCUCAACCAUCUUUUUAAGAAUUUCAGAAAUUUUCCAGAAAGCCAAAAGCAUUUCCUAAUGACUGGUUGUCAUUUUUGAAUUUGAAAUAUUUUAAAAGUUGAUUCCUCCCUCCAUUUUCUGAACCUCAUUCACUUUGUACCCUAUACCAUGCCAAAGACACUUGACUUGUAUAUUACGUAAAUGCAUACAGUAUUACACAUGUGUGUAUAUAAAUAUAUAUGAUGCCUGUACAGUUUUGCCCUGCCAUGUUUGGAUAUGUCAAAUGUGUUUAUUUUAGCUUGUGAGUAGUGGGCUAAUUUGUUAAGUAGACAAAAGAUUACCAUGCAAAUCUUAAUAAAUACUUUUAAAUGA
This is a messenger RNA of Vombatus ursinus (common wombat), 6496 nucleotides long. It is a transcript of the gene ZNF639, whose product is annotated as zinc finger protein 639. Lineage: Eukaryota; Metazoa; Chordata; Mammalia; Diprotodontia; Vombatidae. The transcript has 6 exons. Bases 249 to 1706 code for a protein of 485 amino acids. Gene Ontology annotation, biological process: regulation of transcription by RNA polymerase II. Gene Ontology annotation, molecular function: DNA-binding transcription factor activity, RNA polymerase II-specific; RNA polymerase II transcription regulatory region sequence-specific DNA binding. The record is from RefSeq and is a predicted model, not a curated record. Gene Ontology annotation, cellular component: nucleus.